Messenger RNA from Neurospora hispaniola, 1589 nucleotides. RefSeq lists its product as uncharacterized. The record is from RefSeq and is a predicted model, not a curated record. NCBI's taxonomy places the organism in Eukaryota, Fungi, Ascomycota, Sordariomycetes, Sordariales, Sordariaceae. Bases 12 to 392 code for a protein of 126 amino acids. The transcript has a single exon.
GGAUUUUGGUGAUGAUCAAGCUUUUCGUCAAGCUUUUGCUUUACACUAUAAUUGUGACGGCGAUGGUGUCUCCACUGGUUCUAGUAAAUGAUGCGGGGAACUCUUUCUCUGCUUCCCAUGUCUUGUCUGGCGCGGGGUUUUGUUUGGAAGUUGUGAACUUGUGGGACGAGGGACAAACAGGAAGUGGAAGAGAAGGCGUCCAGAUGGUACUCGCGCUUCGCAACCAUUGUAGUACCGUUUUCCGAAUCUAUUCCUUAUCUGGAGACUUUUCAAUCUCGAAUCUUUGUCCUAUCUUCUCUGCUGUUGGAUCGACUCAACCGCUCGACGUCAGUUAUCGAAGGGGGAAGCGUUUGCCGCGGGAAAACAACCAAUUGGAAACAACAGGGUCCUGAUUACUAACAAGUCAGGGCACCCUGCGAAAGGGAUCUGAGACAUCAGGGUCUAGCCCUGAAAUGUCUUGGUUGACUUUGGACGACUCCAAGUUCUGCUUCUCGGCCGUCGACAUCCAAAACAUUAUCCUCUUCGUACUUAGCUCAUGAACAACCUCCAUCCUUCGCGCUCAUCUUCCGAGUGUGCGAAUUACACCUUGGAUACGCAAAACAGCAGCUUUACUAGUGGUAGCUUGCGACCAAAAAGUUUCAAACAAGCUGUGUCACCGUCUCAGCGCACUUACCGAGCCUCGGUGGAUGAGGUGACGGGGACACAACAACGGACGUUAAAUCCUUUUAUGGUUGGGAACCGGCAAGUAACACGGUGAUGAGAUAGCCCCAAUUACUACGGCGGAGGAAAACCUCCCCUGUGUUACUGUACCUGCACCUGGGGGAAUGAAAUCAGAUGGUCUCAUCUUGGUGAACAGCCUUUGUUAUUUCCGGCGUUACCUCGCUUCUCUUCAGAUCGCACGCAUUGUAUGCAGCAUACGGCAUAUCGUUAGCCGCGCCGUGAGUUUCACUGCUCGGCAUUCCGUGUCUUGAGGUGCACAACACUUGACUUCCUGUUCACGCCGGUCCGUCCCGGGCAACCUACGCCGGCUUCAUGAAUCUAGGAUACCGGAGAAGGUAUUUGAGUCCGGGCCGGAAACGGACGGACAGACGGACGAAUGCGAGGACGGACGAACGACUCGCGGACCACGAUGACCUUCUUACCUAGUCUCCCCGGAUUGCCAUGUGCGGUCACGAGAACCAAAGUAGUGGAAAAGGUGACCUUCUUUACGGGCAAACACCGCUUGUGUACCUAGCGAGGUGAUGACGGUGCGCCGCAAACACUUGACUAGAUGAGGCGACCCGUGUCACGGAAAUCUGUGUUUUUUUUCUGGAAGCUUGGGAGGGUUCUAUCGAUUGCGUCACCUGUAUUCUCCAAUUGAUCAUGAACCGAGACUGGGCUCAUUGACCGUCUGUCAAGCUGUCAACCAAUGGAUUUUGUUAGUUGCCUGGUGCUAUCAAUUGUCGCAAGUUCUAGUGGUCAUAUGCGGAGUAGUCAGCACUAACAGUUACCUACCGUUCUACCGAGGCAUGCUGUUAGUGCACCCCUCUGCACUCUGCACACCUCGUCUCACGAGCAUCAGUUGAGGCAGCUUUCGGCCCAGACCACGA